AUGGACAAGGAAAAGGGAGUGACCGAUGUUCCGGGAGUACCCAAGAGCGACCGCGGCCUCAGAAUUGCAAUCAUUUUCGUAACUGUUAGCAGCAAAAUCGCCCACAUUGCUACAAAUAUCCUCACACUGCCAUACAAUCGUUUCUACCAACAAAACACUCUGCUACCGAUUUUGACCAUCGCGAAAGCUGUCGAGGAUCGCGAAAAUGACGAGGAAAUCUCAGCUCAACUCAAGCGGUGGCGGGACCGGAAGUUGAGCGAAUUCCAGCUCGUACAAGUUGCUAGCACUUUGAUCUCAGCCGCUGUCAUCGGCUGCUUCUCCUGGCCGCCUCCUGACUCGCUGCACUGGCUCGGCCCGGCUUUCUGGCACGCCAGCAUCUCCUUCUCGCUCUUCUCCAUUCUGCUCGCCGCCUCGGAGCAGUUCAUCUUCCAGACGCUCCACCGCUCGCCGAAGCCGCGCAAUGUAGACAAGGAGCUCGCCAUGAUCCUCUAUAUCCGCCGCAGCAGGAAAGUUGAGCCCGUGCACUCACCUCUCGAGGAGUUGCCGCCUAUCCCGCAGAUCCGCGCCAUCAAGAUCAAGGAGAAGGGCGGCUGGUUCCCCAGGGAGAUGCCGCUCGUCGAGAUCCGGUGGAACAUGAUCUUCACAUGGCAGGCGCCAAUGAUGCUUAUGGCGUACUCGGCGAUUUGCUUCCUGGGUGGGUUGACGGUCUACGUCUGCGCGCCGUUGUACGACGGGCAGGGAUGGGUUGGCGCAAGCAAGGUGCGCGUCGUCUAA
Molecule: messenger RNA, 774 nt
Organism: Colletotrichum spaethianum
Lineage: Eukaryota; Fungi; Ascomycota; Sordariomycetes; Glomerellales; Glomerellaceae
Exons: 3
Coding region: 1-774 (257 amino acids)
Source: RefSeq, a predicted model, not a curated record